AACCAAGAAGAAGAAGAAGAAGAAGAAGAAGAAGAACUAUAAUGGCGGCGUCCUAUAUCUUGUAGUGAAGUCACGUUUUCUCCUUCCAGAAGAGUUUUUUAGUCUUGAACGUGAGCGUUACCCCUCAGGCAGGCUGAACUCGGAUAAUAAUGCCUCGUUACGAGCUGGCUCUGGUGCUGAAGGCCAUGCAGAGGCCGGAGACCGCGGCUGUGCUCAGGCGCACGGUGGAGACCUUGAUGGAGCGCGGCGCCGUGGUCAGAAAUCUGGAGAACCUCGGCGAGAGAAGGCUGCCGUACAAGAUCAGCAAACACAACCAGCGGCACACACACGGAGCCUACUUCCUCAUCGACUUUCACUCCGCACCGUCCAUUCUGACUGCUUUACUCAAUCACCUGGAGAGAGAUGUGGACGUAGUGCGGCAGACUGUGUUAAAGAAAGACACAGAGCCUCCUAAAGCCCCGUGCUGUGGUUCCUCACCUGCUCAGACAAACAAGAUGACUUCUGCAUAAACGUCUAUAAGGAAGAAGAUACACUGCUGGGUUUUGCUGAAUUUCAACUACAUUCAUGUGAAAGUUUAUAAUGAGAAAGGAAUAAAUAAAAAAAAAAAAAAAAGUUAAUCUUUUUAAAAUAUGUUUGUGUUUGUUAAUUCAUGUCUAAUAAGUCAACACUUUUAAACCCAUUACAGCACAAUGUGUGCAUGCCCCUGACAAAGGAAGAGAAUAUUCUACAACAUAAAAUGUAAAUCAUUAAAGGAAUAAAACAAAAGCCUUUAGGCCCAAAUAUAUAUGCAGUUAUUUAACUAUACUUGAAUUGUAAUAUAUACUCGACUAGGAUUGAAUGUUUACUUUCACAGUAAUGCCAUCAACUGUAAUCACAGCUGUGAUUAAAUCAUAUGUGUGUGUUAGAACAGAUAACUCUUUAAUGUGUUCAAAUGAAAGUGUUUGGCAAGAGUUAAGUGUUAGGAUUCUUUUAAAUGCUGAAAGUGAAUCUUUUCAAGGAAAGUAAAAGCCUUGUUCUCUA
Messenger RNA from Pangasianodon hypophthalmus (striped catfish), 1020 nucleotides. RefSeq names its product mitochondrial ribosomal protein S6 (gene mrps6). Gene Ontology annotation, molecular function: small ribosomal subunit rRNA binding; structural constituent of ribosome. The record is from RefSeq and is a predicted model, not a curated record. Gene Ontology annotation, biological process: translation. Lineage: Eukaryota; Metazoa; Chordata; Actinopteri; Siluriformes; Pangasiidae. Gene Ontology annotation, cellular component: mitochondrial small ribosomal subunit; ribosome. The transcript has 2 exons. The coding region runs from base 150 to 509 and encodes 119 amino acids.